This is a messenger RNA of Emiliania huxleyi CCMP1516, 1665 nucleotides long. RefSeq lists its product as hypothetical. The transcript is spliced from 3 exons. Gene Ontology annotation, molecular function: 5'-flap endonuclease activity. NCBI's taxonomy places the organism in Eukaryota, Haptophyta, Isochrysidales, Noelaerhabdaceae. The record is from RefSeq and is a predicted model, not a curated record. The coding region runs from base 1 to 1665 and encodes 554 amino acids.
AUGGGAUGGGGUUCUGGUGCGGGCAAGGGCAAGAUCCUUGCCCCCGCUGCCGGCGACCUGGUUCACGUCAGCGCCCACAACCCGUUUGACGGCAAGAUGGUGCUUACCGACAUCUCGGGCCUCGCACACAGGGCGUCGAAGAAGCAGCCGAAGCAGGUGGCGCAGGAGGGAAUCUCGCAGCGUCAGCAGCAGUAUGUGAUGCAGCACCUCCAGGGCAUCUAUGCUUUGGGUGGCAAAGUGUGUCUCGUCCUUGAUGGCCGUGCGUACCCGCCAAAGAAGAAGGAGCGCGAGAGGCGGCGCGGGACAAGCCAGCAGGCAGUCGAUGAGGCGCUGGCAAAGGAGGCGAGGAACGAGGACGCCUCCAAGGAGUGGAAGGCUGCUGCACGCCCCGCCGAGCCACUCUGGGCGUGGCUGAUGCAGGAGUGCAUCGACAAGGACAUGCCCUUCAUCGUUGCACCGUACGAGGCAGACGAGCAGCUCGUGUCCCUGCAGUGGGAGCUGGGGGUGGACCAGGCGGUGAUUUGGGCCGCCUCAGAGGACAGCGACCUCGCUGCCUUUGGCGCCCUGGAGGUGAUUUACGACUGGAACAUCAUGUCGCAAACGUACCGCUCCUCCCGGCUGAUGGAGCAGGUGGUGGGCAAGCAGGUAGACAGCAAGUUCUCCUUUGUCGGCUGGAACUACGACCGCUUCCUUGCUCUCGUCAUUGCCUCCGGCCACGACUACUUCAAGCACAAGAAGGCGGAAGGCAAGCAGGGAUGGGGACUUGUGACCGUCUACAACGCCAUGAGCGCGGCGCGCCUGCCGCCAGUCUACACGCCAGCAGUCCCGCACCCGCCGCUGCACGACCGGCCGGCUGAGUGGUCAACGGAUGCUGCUGUCCUUGGCUACGUGGCGCCCCUGCUGGCGAAGCUGCCGCAGGCAGACCGGGCGACCGUCGGUGAUCAGAUUGUCGCUGCCUGUCGUGCCGUCCGCCUCCACCCCGUGUACAACCUCACGAGUCUCGGCCCGGAACGCCUGUCCUGGCCCAACCUCUCGGUCGACGUCGCUCAGCCGUUCCUCCAACCAGGGCUAAGCAUGCCGCCGGCCGACGCUUCGUGGGCGCAGCAGGUUCCGGGUAUCGAGCUCGAUGCCGAUGCUGCGACGGCAACGAGCGACUCGGAGACCGAGGACGCAGACCCGGCUGUGGCGAUGGACGCGUCCGGCGUCAAGCUGAGUACGAUCGACACCGUGUCGGACGCCAAGGUGCUUGCCUUCCUCGGAGAGUACGGGGUGGAGGUCUACGCCAACUGGUCGUCAGAGACGAGCCGCGGUGUCGCUCGUCGGCUCCUCGAGCAGUAUCCGGAUGGCGAGGUGCCCAUGCUCAAGCCGAAACACCCGGCCCUACACCGGCACUCGCGCACGAGAACCAACCUCAAACUCGUGCCGGGCGCCCCGCGAGGUUGUUCGGUAGUGUACGACGCGGUCCAGGACCUCAAGCAGUCAGGCUUGUUGCUCGAUGCGGCGACGCGUGACAAGUUCCUCCCCUUUGAGAACACGCAAGCUCGAGGCUACCGGCUGUACGACUCCACUUCUGGCAUGUCGCGCGCAACUCGCGUCGGCAACUUCUCGCACGCGCACUCGAAGCAGGCCACCCUGUCGAUCAUUCCCCAUGAGUACCCAUUGUAA